This is a messenger RNA of Aplosporella prunicola CBS 121167, 1336 nucleotides long. RefSeq lists its product as uncharacterized. The transcript has 4 exons. Bases 302 to 1180 code for a protein of 292 amino acids. Lineage: Eukaryota; Fungi; Ascomycota; Dothideomycetes; Botryosphaeriales; Aplosporellaceae. The record is from RefSeq and is a predicted model, not a curated record. Gene Ontology annotation, biological process: protein catabolic process. Gene Ontology annotation, molecular function: protein-N-terminal glutamine amidohydrolase activity; protein-N-terminal asparagine amidohydrolase activity.
CACGUUUGCUGCUUCCCUGGCCAUGCUCGUCCGGAUACAGCCCUAUCCCAUUUCUCUUCCUGUUUCUGGCUUUCCUGUGAUUCAAAUGUUUGAUAGCACUACAUACCCAUUAGAUAGCUGUUGAUGUACAGCCGUGCCUUACGGUAGCUGUGGCAAAGCAAUGGUUUUUAUGCUACAUUUCCUUGUAUCACGGUCACAUUCUCAGUGCAUUACCCUAACUUUCUGAUUACGAUAGUCAGCGUUUGAUAUACUCUCACACCUGCAUCUUCGUUUGCCUUGAGUCUCCACGCUUUCUCCCAGCAUGAAAAUCGCAUGUCUCCAAUACGCGCCAGAAGUUGGCAACCUCAGUGGCAACAUUGCAAAGGCGAACGCCAUCCUUGAGGAAGCUGUUGCGACCGGCAGUACCGAAGGUCUCGAGUGGCUUCAUUUGCCCGAGCUCGCGCUUACUGGUUACAACUUUCACUCGUUGGCUCAGAUCUCUCCGUUCCUGGAGCCUACCGCCUCCGGAACAUCGACCAAAUGGGCUGUGGAGUGGGCAAAGCACUUGCGCUGCCAUGUAACCAUCGGGUACCCAGAGAAGGCCUCCGAUGAUGGCACCAGAAACUACAACAGCACUGUGACAGUGUCACCAGCUGGUGAGGUCCUGUUGAACUACCGAAAAACAUUCCUCUACUACACGGACGAGACCUGGGCGCAAGAGGGCGACAACCGCUUCUUUGCCGGACCGCUUGGUACCCUUGGCCCCGUAUCAAUGGGCAUUUGCAUGGACAUCAACCCGCACAAGUUUCUUGCGCCAUGGAACCACUACGAGUUUGCUAAUCAUGCACUGCAACAUUCAAGUCCACUCAUUGCGCUCAACAUGGCCUGGUUGACGCGCCUCACGCCCGAUGAGCUACUAACUCAACCUCCCGGUCCGGAUCAGGAGACGCUGGCUUACUGGCUCGAGCGCUUCUACCCACUGAUUGGUGCUUCCAAGGACGAUGCUGUGUGCCUGAUCAUGGCGAACCGGAGCGGCAUCGAGGGCGGUGUAGCGUAUGCGGGAACGAGCACGGUUAUCAGGAUUGAGAGGGGCAGGACUCAAAUUUAUGACAUCCUGGGGAAGACAGACCAAAGGUUGUUGGUUGUAGAUACGGCUGAAGCACCUAAGUACGCAGUGACGACUGGAACGGCGGCGGGUUAAGGUGCUUAGACAUGAGCAUGCAUGGUGUUUGAGGCGCUUUGCUGAUAGAAUGGUGGGCCUUCGCAUUAGAGCUGUCCAAGAGAUCGGAGUUGCGAGGCUGGUUGCCGCAGGACUAGUCAUUCCAAUAUGCAUCGCGUGAUCCGGAUGUUCCUUCCA